Planococcus citri (citrus mealybug) is the source of this 1639-nucleotide messenger RNA. RefSeq names its product RNA transcription, translation and transport factor protein. Gene Ontology annotation, molecular function: RNA binding. Gene Ontology annotation, cellular component: tRNA-splicing ligase complex. The record is from RefSeq and is a predicted model, not a curated record. Gene Ontology annotation, biological process: tRNA splicing, via endonucleolytic cleavage and ligation. Lineage: Eukaryota; Metazoa; Arthropoda; Insecta; Hemiptera; Pseudococcidae. The transcript has 5 exons. The coding region runs from base 146 to 892 and encodes 248 amino acids.
AUUGAACCGCAUCUCUCGAAAUCUUGAGCGUCUCCGUGCUUUUUCCUUUCUUUUUCUUUUCAACCUAAAUUUAGAGUUGCUUCUUGUAAAAUAAUAGACAUUUUUACUUUAUUUCAACUGGUAUACAAACAUUCUUCUCAAUAAAAUGUUCAAAAGAAAGUUAUGUGCUCUUGAAUACGUCAAUGCGGAAUCGUUCAACAUCAGUGAUGAGAAGCAGUUUAGAUCCUUAAUUUUAUGGCUGGAAGACCAGAAAAUUAGACAUUACAAGAUUGAAGAUAGAGAAGGAUUACGUUUAAUAAAUUCUCCAGAUUGGGAUAAGAAUUACAAGAAAUUUUUGGCGGAUGUUGGUUGUCCAUUUCUAAAUACUAAACGUAAUGACCAGUUGGAAUGGUUGAUAUGCUACGCAGUGAAUUUGGAGUAUUCUGAUAAUGUUGAUAAGUACAGUAAAGUUACUUCAUCCGAAAUACAGAAGAAAAAGACUGACGCGCCGAAAAUGAUUUCAUCCAAUCCAUUAGAUAAUUUAGAUUUUGAAAGCGAGGAGUUCAAGAAAGGAGUCAAUUCGUUGGCUUUAAUGUUGAAUGUGACCUGUCAUCCCGAUCAUUUAAUCACGUUGCAAGCAAUCAGUAAAGUGAUCUGUGAAAAACUGAACAGUGAAGCGUUGAAGAAUCCCGAUCUUGUGAUUCCAAAAGGGAAACCGUUUCCAUUUGAGCAAGCCGAUUUAGGAUUUAAUGCCGGAGACAAAAGUUUAAUCGACGCCGGCAAAAUUCUCAGGUUGAUUUUUAUUCAAGACUUGAGACGGUUGCAAACUGAAAUAAACGAAUGUAUCGUCGAAGUUCAAAAAGUUACAGCAGAUCCGAAAACUGAUACCAAAUUAGGCAAAGUAGGCUUUUAAGGCUCGGCCAAGUUUUAAACAUCGUGUCAUGUCAUCCAACUUACGUAAUAAUAUACCCAUUGUACAGUAAUUUUGAAAUAUUUGUUUUUUAACACGAUUUAAAAAAUGCAAGUACUUUCAUACCUUAUAAUUGUUUUAAAGCCUUACCACAUAAUUAAACUUUUGUACAAAAAUAUUUUCUUAUCAGUAUAGAAUAAAGCUUUGGAACGUACAUAAUGAAUAUUUCUUUCGAAUGCAAUAAACGGAUGACUGCUCAUUUACAUCAUAGAAAAAUAGAUACUCAUUAAAUAGUGUACAAUUGCGCAUAGUUAACAACACGAAAAUAAACAGGUAGAUGCCUCAGCACCAUAUUCAUACAUAUGUUAUGGUGCAGACUGCUCUUUUACAUCGUAGAAAAUUAAAUACUCAUUAAAUAGUGCACAAUUGCACAUUAUCAACAAUACGAAACUAAACAGGUAGAAGCCUUAGUACCAUAUUCAUACACAUAUUAUGGUGCUGACUGCUCAUUUACAUCAUAGAAAAAUAGAUACCUACUCAUUAAAUAGUGCACAAUUGCACAUUAUUAACAACACGAAAAUAAAUAUUAAACAAAAAUGGUAAAAAUAUAAAAAAUGAUAUUACAACACUUGAUCAUACUAGAGGAAUAGCUAUAACACAAUAUCAGCGAACUUCAUUCUUAUUCUUGGCAUCUAAAGGAAUAUGAAAUGGAGGCAGAUCUAAUAACCUAGCAGUUCCCAAGUACGCUAG